Messenger RNA from Cantharellus anzutake, 684 nucleotides. RefSeq lists its product as uncharacterized. Lineage: Eukaryota; Fungi; Basidiomycota; Agaricomycetes; Cantharellales; Hydnaceae. The coding region runs from base 22 to 414 and encodes 130 amino acids. The record is from RefSeq and is a predicted model, not a curated record. The transcript has 6 exons.
CACUCUUAGGAUGCGCUGUCCAUGGCCUUCAACCCAAUGUCAACCUGGGAGCUCGUUGAAGAACUCGCUGCGAUCGAUGAUCGCAAUCUCAACGGUCGAAUAACUAGAAUCUCUCAACUUCCGAAGGGCAGUGGCGAUUAUGGUGAUGUCUAUCUUGGCAUGUAUAAAGGGGAACGCAUCUGCGUCAAAUUUCUAAAAACGAUCGAACCAUCCAACUCUGUCAGUGCUGAGCCCGCAUGCGCAAAAUACCCCAGAAGAUUGAAGCGCGAAGAAGAUAUCUCCGUUCGGUGCGAGGGCCGUGAUAUUACGCGCUAUUUAAAGAAUCAUCCCGAAGCUGACCGCCGUUUUUUUGGGGGCUCGGGAUGUUUGCGAAGGGCUAGUAUUCCUUCAUGCAGAGAACAUUGUUCACCGUGAUAUUAAGCCCGCGAACGCUGCAGUCGAUGCGGUGCGCCGUGCAAUGCUGUGUGAUUUUGGUCUGGCCUGCAUCCUACAUGACGCGACCACACGCACCCAAGCGUCUAGUGCUGCAGGGCCCCUGCUUUCAUAUCUCCGCAAUUACUUGAGGAAUUACUAAAAGGCCAUGCAGUGAACCGGGACAAAGCGAAUGAUGUCUGGGCGUUCGGCUGCACAUCAGUGUUGACAACCACCUUACAAGUGGCAGAAUUCGGAUCAAUUUGAGAAGGG